AUGCUUCCCCUCUCUUCGCGUUUCAUGAAGUGUGGAGUGACACCCCUCCGCGUUUUUCGUGGUAUGGUUGAUGUACCGAUACCCUACCGAAUCACUCGAUCGCCAGUAUCUAAAAAGCUUAUCACUGCUACCUCCAUGACUCCUCAGUCCUUUUUCAGUCGUCAGCUUCACAUCCAUGUUCAGGUGGAUCCAGACACGAAGAAUCAAUCCCUAGAUAAAGCAACGGAUGCUAUGAUAAUUCGUCGAUUGUUUGGUUACAUCUGGCCUGCUGACAAUCCUUCCAUUCGUUAUCGUGUGGUUACUGCAUUUGGUCUGCUAUUGGCUGCUAAAUUGGCCAAUGUUGCUGUCCCUUUCAUCUUCAAGUACGGAGUUGAUGUUAUUUCCGGUGAUGCGCCAAUUCUCCUAUCUAGCUGUUCUCCUACAACUAUGGCAAUCACCACCAUGCUCACUUGCAAUUCUAGGCACGUAUUUUGCGUCUUUAACACUGAUCUUUAUGGUGCUGUGCGUGCAGCUGCUUCCGGUUUAAACGAGCUUCGCAAUGCCGUUUUUGCGAAAGCUGCUCAUUCGUCCAUUCGGAAGGUUGGCGCGGCCGUUUUCAGCCACGUUCUUUCCCUUGAUCUUGCCUAUCACCUCGACAGACGGACGGGCGCCAUUGGUAAAGCAAUAGAUCGAGGUGCACGCGCUAUCCAAUUCGUUCUCAUAGCUCUUGUCUUCAAUCUCCUCCCAACUCUUUUGGAAGUUAGUUUGGUGACUGCCAUCCUCUUCCACAAGUAUGGUUUCGGGUGCAGUACAAUUGCUCUCCUCUGCAUAAGUGUAUACACAGCUUUCACCUUGGCUGUGACUCGUUGGCGAACAGAGUUUCGACGUGAGAUGAACAAGGCCGACAGUCUAGCGGGGAGUCAUGCUACUGAUGCUAUGAUAAAUUAUGAGACAAUUAAGUACUUUGGAAACGAGGCGCACGAAAGCGGUCUCUACGACGAGCUACAGCGCCAGUUUGAGCGUGCUAGCAUCAAGACUUCAACGAGUCUAGCUGCUCUCAAUUUCGGCCAGGUGGCCAUCUUCUCCGCCGGUCUGGCUGCUACGAUGGCCGUGGUGGCAGGUCAAAUCGACCCUUCCGCCAUCGCCACUGCUGCUGCCACUACCACUGCAGCCACUUCUGGUCUCACUGUUGGUGAUCUGGUACUGGUUAAUGGUCUUUUGUUUCAACUCUCUGUACCUCUCAACUUCCUUGGCAGCGUUUAUCGCGAGAUCCGUCAGUCUCUUGUCGACAUGGCUACUAUGUUCAGGCUCUUGGAGAUUAAACCGAAAGUUUGGUCUCUGCCAGGCGCUCCAGCGUUAAAUGUGACCAAAGAUACUGCGAGCAUCGAAUUUCGUGAUGUCUGCUUCUCCUACCAGAAGGGUGCAUACUUUCCUAUGAAAAUCUGCAAUAACCUCUCAUUUAAGGUGGAGCCAGGUCAGCGAGUGGCAGUUGUGGGGGAGAGCGGUAGUGGCAAGUCGACUCUUGUGCGCCUACUUUACCGAUUCUACGACGUCGACGCUGGCUCAAUCUUCAUCGGAGGUCAGGACAUCCAAUCUGUGGACCUGGCGAGCCUCCGCAAGUCCAUUGCCGUCAUUCCUCAGGAUACUGUACUCUUCCACAACACAAUUUUCUACAACCUUAAAUACGGGAACCUCGAUGCCACUGACGACGAGGUAUACGAAGCAGCAAGGCUUGCAGAUUUGGAGCAGGCCAUCCAACGCAUGCCCUCGCGUUAUGAAACACAGGUCGGUGAACGUGGUCUAAAGCUCUCGGGCGGUGAGAAGCAGCGUGUCGCAAUAGCCAGAGCCCUACUAAAGAAAGCUCCCAUCCUUAUCUAUGAUGAGGCGACCUCCUCUCUCGAUACCAUUACCGAAGGAACGAUUCUCCGACGUCUAGCAAGAGCCACUCCCGGAAUAACUUCCAUUGUGAUUGCGCACCGUCUGAGUACGAUUGUUGACGCCGAUCGGAUAAUUGUCCUUCGCAGAGGAAGUGUAUUUGAGGAGGGGACACACAAAAGCCUUCUGGACAUACCUGACUCCUAUUAUUCCCACCUAUGGUAUCAGCAAAUGGCUAGCAAAUCCGAUGAUGGCAACAUCCGGAGCUAA
This is a messenger RNA of Hydatigera taeniaeformis, 2124 nucleotides long. Lineage: Eukaryota; Metazoa; Platyhelminthes; Cestoda; Cyclophyllidea; Taeniidae. The record is from the annotation of a GenBank genome assembly.